Messenger RNA from Mus pahari (shrew mouse), 1962 nucleotides. RefSeq names its product mitofusin-1-like. Gene Ontology annotation, biological process: mitochondrion localization; mitochondrial fusion. Gene Ontology annotation, molecular function: GTP binding; GTPase activity. Gene Ontology annotation, cellular component: mitochondrial outer membrane. NCBI's taxonomy places the organism in Eukaryota, Metazoa, Chordata, Mammalia, Rodentia, Muridae. The record is from RefSeq and is a predicted model, not a curated record.
UUUGCAGCAACAUACAGGAAUCCAGAACUUGAUCGAAUAGCAUCCGAGGAUGAUCUGGUGGAAAUACAGGGCUACAGAAACAAGCUUGCUAUCAUUGGGGAGGUGCUGUCUCGGAGACAUAUGAAGGUGGCAUUUUUUGGCAGGACAAGUAGUGGCAAGAGCUCUGUCAUCAAUGCAAUGCUGUGGGAUAAAGUCCUCCCCAGUGGGAUUGGUCACACAACCAACUGCUUCCUGAGUGUUGAGGGAAUCGAUGGAGAUAAAGCCUACCUUAUGACCAAAGGGUCAGAUGAAAAGAAAAGUGUCAAGACUGUUAAUCAGCUGGCCCAUGCCCUCCAUAUGGAUAAAGACUUGAAAGCUGGCUGUCUUGUGCAUGUAUUUUGGCCCAAAGCAAAAUGUGCGCUCUUGAGAGAUGACCUGGUAUUAGUAGAUAGCCCAGGUACAGAUGUCACCAUAGAGCUGGACAUCUGGAUUGAUAAGUUCUGCCUUGAUGCUGAUGUCUUUGUUUUGGUUGCAAACUCCGAAUCAACACUGAUGAACACGGAGAAACACUUUUUCCACAAGGUGAACGAGAGGCUCUCCAAGCCCAACAUUUUCAUUCUGAAUAACCGUUGGGAUGCUUCUGCUUCGGAGCCAGGGUACAUGGAGGAUGUAUGCAGACAGCACAUGGAGAGAUGUCUUCACUUCUUGGUAGAAGAGCUCAAGGUUGUAAGUCCUUCAGAAGCUCGGAAUCGGAUCUUUUUUGUUUCAGCCAAGGAAGUUCUCAACUCCAGAAAGCAUAAAGCUCAGGGGAUGCCAGAAGGUGGCGGGGCACUUGCAGAAGGAUUUCAAGCAAGAUUACAAGAGUUUAAAAAUUUUGAACAAACUUUUGAGGAGUGUAUCUCGCAGUCAGCAGUGAGAACAAAGUUUGAACAGCACACUAUCAGAGCUAAGCAGAUACUAGACACUGUGAAACACAUACUGGACUCAGUAAACGUGGCCACAGCCAAGAAGAGGGUUUAUUCAAUGGAAGAGAGGGAAGACCAAAUCGAUAGACUGGACUUUAUCCGAAACCAGAUGAACCUUUUAACACUGGAUGUUAAAAAGAAGAUCAAGGAGGUCACGGAGGAGGUGGCAAACAAGGUUUCAUGUGCAAUGACAGAUGAAAUUUGUCGACUGUCUGUUUUGGUUGAUGAGUUUUGUUCUGAGUUUCAUCCUACCCCCAGUGUACUGAAAGUGUAUAAGAGUGAAUUAAGUAAGCACAUAAAAGAUGGCAUGGGAAGAAAUUUGGCUGAUUGGUGCCCCAAUGAAGUCAAUGCCUCCAUUCUUCAGUCUCAGCAAGAAAUCAUCGAAAACUUGAAGCCACUACUUCCAGCUGGUAUACAGAAUAAGCUUCAUACANUAAUCCCUUGCAAAAAGUUUGACCUCAGCUAUGAUCUCAAUUGCCACAAGCUGUGUUCGGAUUUUCAAGAGGACAUUGUGUUUCGGUUUUCCCUGGGCUGGUCUUCGCUUGUACACCGAUUCCUGGGUUCCACAAAUGCACAGAGGGUGCUGCUCGGGCUGUCAGAGCCCAUCUUUCAGAUUUGGAAAACAGUCAAAUCUGAGAUUUGUGUCACCUUAAGUAUGUACAGAGCUUUGUACCUUUAUGAGAGGCUCACGUGGACGACCCGUGCAAAGGAGAGAGCCUUUAAGCAGCAGUUUGUGAACUAUGCAACCGAGAAACUGCAGAGGAUCGUGAGCUUCACCAGUGCAAACUGCAGCCACCAAGUACAGCAAGAAAUGAUNACCACUUUUGCUCUACUGUGCCAACAAGUUGAUGUUACUCAGAAACAUCUGGAAGAGGAAAUUGCAAGAUUAUCCAAAGAGAUAGACCAACUGGAGAAAAUACAGAACAACUCAAAGCUCUUAAGAAAUAUCUCUGUGGAAAUAGAUUGAAACUUACAAACCAUGAAUUUUAAAAAGUACAAACACAAAACAAAAGGUUAA